AUGGACCAGCUCGACCAAAAUUUCGAUCAAAUGAUGGUAAAAGGGGAUGUUUUUGGUCGUACUCAAUUAAAGCAGGAAAUCAGGGCUCUAACGACAUCCGCUGGCGGACUUACCUUCAUUACCGGAAGCCGCAGCAUUGGUAAAACUCGCCUCCUCAAAGAAAUCUCUGAAGACUACAAGCACCCCACCAGUGAGGUCAUGCUGGUGUAUGUGGAUGGAAGAGAUGGAAGCUUAGCUCGAGGUAUAAGAAAGGCUUUGGAAGAACUGGCAGAGAAUAAGUGGUACCAGAAAGUCGAUUUCUCGAAAGUCGGAAAGCUCGUGGCGGCUGGGAAGACUGCUAUUAAGCCACUCACAGCCUCUCAUCCGACAACAGAUGCAGCUGUCGAAGCAGCAUCGUGUGGACUAAUGGAAGUGUUCGCCCGUCUUGCAGGCAGCGACAGCGAAGAAGCAGACCUUGUUGAGCUCAUUGCCGAUCUGGCCCUUGAACAACAGAAAAAACCUUGUCUGGUUAUCGAUGAGGCGAACCGAAUUGCUACAGCGGAAGAUACCUCGGUGAUGGCCAAAAUAGUGAAGAACACAAAAGUGAAGUGCCAAAUGAGCAUCAUGCUGUGUACAUCCGUCCACGCUUACCCUCGGAAGAUGAACGAGCAAUGUCAACUCGAUUUUGCUGAGUUCCGCUAUGUGGAACCAUGCUCCAAUUAUUUUGGAGAAAUCAUGUAG
This is a messenger RNA of Seminavis robusta, 720 nucleotides long. The record is from the annotation of a GenBank genome assembly. NCBI's taxonomy places the organism in Eukaryota, Bacillariophyta, Bacillariophyceae, Naviculales, Naviculaceae.